UCCCCAAACACGAACAACAUCAGCACCUUUUCCUGCUAUCAUUCUUACUCGAUUUAUUUCUUCUUCUUCUUUUUUUGACCUCACUCUCGCUCCAUUCAUUUCGAUCUGCAUGGGGUCGUUGCCUGAUGCUCCGAUCGUGCACAACAUUCCAGUUGAAUCGAGCGGCGGGCACCGGAAACCCAACCACCUCAAUCUCCGCACGUCGUUCUCGUCGGCGAGCAACGGGAGAGGCCCGAGGGUGCGGUCGGACCGCCGGAGGAUGGGCUCGGAGGGGAAGACGGCGCCGCCCAAGGUCGUCUGCGGGGACGCGGGCUACGUUCUCGAGGACGUUCCCCACCUCGCCGAUUACUUGCCCGAUCUGCCUACUUAUCCAAAUCCGCUGCAGAAUAAUCCGGCAUACUCAGUCGUCAAGCAGUAUUUUGUGAAUGCAGACGAUACGGUGGCCCAGAAGAUCGUGGUUCACAAGGACAGCCCAAGAGGGACACAUUUUCGACGUGCUGGGCCUCGUCAAAGGGUGUACUUCGAAUCAGAUGAGGUGCAUGCUUGCAUUGUAACAUGUGGAGGUUUGUGCCCUGGGCUUAACACGGUGAUCAGAGAAAUAGUCUGUGGCUUAUAUGACAUGUAUGGUGUCCGCAAAAUUAUUGGGAUAGACGGUGGAUAUAGAGGCUUUUAUUCCUGCAACACCAUUGACUUGACACCCAAGAGUGUCAAUGAUAUUCACAAACGAGGAGGUACGAUUCUUGGCACAUCAAGAGGUGGUCAUGACACUUCAAAGAUAGUUGACAGUAUCGAGGAUCGUGGUGUUAAUCAGGUCUACAUAAUUGGAGGUGAUGGAACACAAAAGGGUGCAUCUGUAAUAUUUGAGGAAAUUCAAAGACGUGGCCUCAAGGUUGCUGUUGCUGGGAUCCCAAAAACCAUAGACAAUGACAUUGUGGUAAUCGACAAAUCCUUUGGUUUUGACACUGCUGUUGAAGAGGCCCAACGGGCAAUAAAUGCUGCACAUGUCGAAGCAGAAAGUGUUGAGAAUGGUAUAGGUGUUGUGAAGCUAAUGGGUCGCAAUAGCGGAUUCAUUGCUAUGUAUGCUACUCUUGCAAGCAGAGAUGUGGAUUGUUGCUUGAUUCCUGAGUCACCUUUCCAUAUGGAAGGGAAGGGUGGACUUUUGGCAUUCAUUGAAAGGCGACUUAAAGAGAAUGGCCAUAUGGUAAUCGUUGUCGCUGAGGGUGCAGGACAAGAGUUGAUCACUGAAAGUAUGCGAUCCAUGGAGCAUCAAGAUGCUUCUGGAAAUAAGCUACUUCUUGAUGUUGGGCUGUGGCUGUCACAUAAGAUAAAGGAUCACUUUGCAAGAAACCAAAAGAUGGCUAUAAAUCUCAAAUAUAUAGACCCUACGUACAUGAUUCGUGCAGUUCCCAGCAAUGCAUCUGACAACGUCUACUGCACUUUGUUGGCCCAUAGCGCAUUGCAUGGCACCAUGGCAGGAUAUACUGGUUUCACUGUUGGUCCUGUUAAUGGUAGACAUGCUUAUAUACCAUUUCACAGGAUUACAGAGAAACAGAAUAAGGUUGUGAUAACUGAUAGGAUGUGGGCAAGGCUUCUUUCUUCGACUAACCAACCCAGUUUUAUUAGCCAAAAGGACAUUGAGGAUGCCAAGAAGGAAGAUGAGCCACCAACACAGUUAUCGGACAAAGAGAAUAGUCAUGGAGUAGGGGUUGAUUUCGACACCUCGGCUAAUUAAGAACACCAGCUGAGACUAGUGCUCUUAAAAUCUUCAGGCUAUAUUUGUCUUAAUUGAGGAUUAGAUGCUUCUUGAAAGCAUGCUUGUGCUUGAGCUAUGUAUAUGGUGGAUAUGAUCGGAUAUGGACUAUCCGUUAAUUUUCCGGGAAUCAAUUUGGCUGUAAUUUUUCUGUUUCGUAAGUUAAAGUAUCGAUUGUUUUGAUCAAAAGAGAAUAAGGUUUUUUUGGAUGUUACUGUUGUGAAAGAAUUAAGGUAUUUCAGUA
Musa acuminata subsp. malaccensis (wild Malaysian banana) is the source of this 1994-nucleotide messenger RNA. RefSeq names its product ATP-dependent 6-phosphofructokinase 6. Gene Ontology annotation, cellular component: cytoplasm. The record is from RefSeq and is a predicted model, not a curated record. Gene Ontology annotation, biological process: glycolytic process; fructose 6-phosphate metabolic process. Gene Ontology annotation, molecular function: ATP binding; 6-phosphofructokinase activity. Lineage: Eukaryota; Viridiplantae; Streptophyta; Magnoliopsida; Zingiberales; Musaceae.